GAAGGGGAGCCCAUCGUGCUGAGGUGCCACAGCUGGAGAAACAGUUCUCUGAAUAAGGUCAUAUUCUUCCAGAAUGGAAAAUCCAAGACGUUUUCCCAUCUGCGUUCCAACUUCUGUAUCCCACAAGCAAACCUCAGUCACAGUGGCGAGUACCACUGCACGGGAUUUAUCGGGCAGACGGUGUACUCAUCACAGCCUGUGACCAUCACUGUCCAAGGGUCCAGCUGGAGCAACUCCUUGUCGGUGACGAUCGCGGUGGCUGUAGUCGCUUGGAUUGCUGCAAUGGCUAUUGCUGGCACCAUAGUAGCCUGGUUCUGCCUCAGGCGAAAGAUUUCAGCCCUCCCAGGAACCCUUGAACACAGGGAAAUGGGAGAGACCCUCCCUGAGGAGCCAGCCAAUCUCGCUGAUGCUGAAGAGGCUGCCAAAAUGGAGGCUGAGAAUACAGUCACCUAUUCACUUCUCUCGUAUCCGGAAGUUGCAGAGGAAGAAACAGAGUCGUCGGUUUACCAGAACAACAUUUAGUUUUCAUUUUCUUGCCUGGAACUUGGGGAAGAGAAUCAGAGAGGCCAAGAUCUGGUGUCUUCUGUCCUGAAUUCCUCUGAAGGAGGAGAAGAGGAUGCUGCAGUUCUAAAGGAGAAUGACUCUUCCAGAGUUAUCUAUGUGAACCCUAAAUCUCCCUGUUUUGAAAGCCACAGACGAUAUGGUCUCAGAUAACUGAAUGCUGAUUUCUUCUGUGCUUCAGCACUUCUCGCCAUCAGGACUCUUCUGUUAUAUACCCACAAAGCCAGUGAAAAUUACCUUUAUUAAGAGAUUGUAGAAACAUGGGAAAUGCUUAUGUUACAGGUUACAUGAGAAAAAUUAGAUAAGUAUGUAUGAUUUCAAAAAUGUUGAGAUAGACUAACAUAUGCCAAUAUAUUAAAAGUGAUUGUUUCAGGGUGGUGGAAUUAUUGGUGCUUUUCAUUUUCUCUGUUAAUUUUUCUGUACAGAUCAUAUAUUACUUUUAUAAUAAAAUACUACACUAACAACAUUACCUUUUAAACACUG
Messenger RNA from Aethalodelphis obliquidens (Pacific white-sided dolphin), 1044 nucleotides. It is a transcript of the gene FCGR2B, whose product is annotated as Fc gamma receptor IIb. Gene Ontology annotation, biological process: cell surface receptor signaling pathway; positive regulation of tumor necrosis factor production; positive regulation of phagocytosis. The transcript is spliced from 5 exons. Gene Ontology annotation, molecular function: IgG binding; IgG receptor activity. NCBI's taxonomy places the organism in Eukaryota, Metazoa, Chordata, Mammalia, Artiodactyla, Delphinidae. Gene Ontology annotation, cellular component: external side of plasma membrane. The annotation marks the transcript as partial. The record is from RefSeq and is a predicted model, not a curated record.